AUGUAUUUCGUUGGCCUUUCAACUCGAAUAUUAUUAGAUGAUGGCUAUCAACUUAGUUUUUUUGGUGUUCAUUCAGAUAUAUAUUGUAAAAUUCGAACUUAUUUUGUGUAUGUUUAUUUUGCAAUAUCAAAUUGGUUUUUUGUUUGUGCAUCAUUGGAUCGAUUUUAUUCAACAAAUCAAUCAGCAGUACAACGUCAACAUUUUUGUUCUACACGAAUGGCAUUUAAAUUUAUUUGUACAGCAAUAAUUGGAUGUCUACUAGUACAUUUCCAUGUUAUUAUUUUUUAUUCAUAUUUUAACGUCUUAAAUCAAUAUAAUCGAUUAACAUUAUCAUGUACAGCAAUUAAUAUUGUUUACAAUAUAUUUUUUGCUUUUUUUAUGCUAAUUUUUUUUAGUUUAUUACCUCCAGUAUUAAUGUCAAUAAUCGGAUUUUUGACAUUGAAUAAUAUUCGAAAAACUCGUCGACAUGUAAAUCCAACAAAUACUACUCAAAUUAAAGUUAGACGGGAUAGAAAUCAAUUAAUCAAGAGUCUUUUAAUUCAAAUAACAAUUCUUGUAGUUUUAACAACUCCACAUACAUGUUAUUGGUUUUAUAUAGCUUUUACAUCAAAUCAAAGUUCAACAAAAACAAAUUGUGUACGUGCAUGGGAGAAACUUAUAUUAACAAUUGCUCGACUAUUACUUUAUAUUAACUAUGGAAGUACAUUUUAUACUCAAAUACUUAUAUCAAAAACAUUUAAAAAGGAAUUUAUUAAAAUAUUUGACAACUUAAUUAAUUUAGAUAAUGAUCAACAAUGCUCUGCCAAUGAACUAAAAGAAGCUCGAAAUAAUCUGAUGAAUGUCUCCGUAAUAGAAAAUCCAAUAUUGUGGAAUAUUUUAUUGGAUAACGUACAAGCAAGAGCAGUUGAACUGUCGGAAAUAUCUACAAAAUUAAAACUUUUAGAAGAUAUUCAUGUCAACGAACUCAAUGGCACUUUACUAUGUUAA
Messenger RNA from Adineta steineri, 987 nucleotides. The record is from the annotation of a GenBank genome assembly. Lineage: Eukaryota; Metazoa; Rotifera; Eurotatoria; Adinetida; Adinetidae.